AUGGCGAGAAAGGCGACAGCAAGGCAGGCGUCGGCCCCUGGUGCCAACUCUGAAGACAAGGCGACGGGCUUCACGCCUGAGAGGUUUGAAAAGGAGCUUCAAGACUUGGCUGACAAGGCCCGGAGCGACACGUUUAGCAAUCGAUUUUUGGGCCAAUUAAACAUUUACAUUCGCAUCAUCCUACUUCUAGCCUUCCUUGCGCUCUACUCCCAUGUCUCUCAGCUCAACCUCUCACCGGUGUAUGGAUCCAUUCCCUCAUCAAUAUGGCACACAAAGCUCGUGAUGGGAGGGUGCUUCCUGGGGUGGGCUGGCAACACGUUCCUGCGAGAUUCAUUGCCAAUUACCCCGGCCAAAGCCCUUCCCAUGGUUGCCGUCGGCAUUCCCGGUUUGCAGCAUUUUCUAGCUGCCUACAGCCAGACAUUCGGCGCGCAAUGGGGUCCCGUGGUCACAGAGAGCCUCACGCUACUACCGUUGGCACUAUUCACAUCUGCUUCGGUGGCCGAUUACUGGGAGGGGGCACGAUUGGGCAUGUUGCCAAAUUUUGUGGCUGAUGCCGGGCCUGGCAUUGGGUCUUGGGCCCUGUUCAAGUUCUUUGAAGGCCAGGUUGGCGUGUAUCUGCCCCGGAUCAUGGGUAGACUCCUCGUAUGUACUAGACUGGGCUUUGAGAUUGUCCUCUCGGUUGCUUACAUGGUCCUCUCGCCUUCAAAGUACCUCAUUUACGCGGCAUUCCCAUUCCUCCACACCAUUUUCCUGAACACCCAUCUGCAGUCUCGGGCCGCCACUCAGAGUCUAAUGAGCUCUCUGAUGACUGAUAACUGGUUGUUCAUUGAGAGGCGUGAGUCGGUGACUGGUUAUAUCUCAGUCGUACAGAGCAUAGAGGAGGGCUUUCGGGUUAUGCGUUGUGAUCAUAGUCUACUGGGAGGGGAGUGGAUCAGCCAUAGGGGGGGGCCGGUAUCAGAGCCGGUUUAUGGCGUCUUCGCCAUGCUAGAAGCUGUUAGAUUGGUCGAGUCGGCAGCGCCCGUGGAUGACAAGGAUGCCAAAGCAUUGGUGAUCGGACUUGGUGUUGGCACGACGCCUUCUGCGCUUGUUUCCCAUGGAAUCAACACUACCGUCGUAGAGAUGGAUCCAGUUGUUUACGAAUUUGCAUCCAAGUACUUUGAUUUGAAAGAAAACAAUCCACCCGUAUUGCAGGAUGCUGUCAGCUACACCGCUGAGCUUGCCACAACAGCACCCUCGACCUACGACUACAUCGUUCACGAUGUCUUUACCGGCGGGGCCGAGCCCAUUGAUCUCUUCACCCUUGAAUUCUUCCAGGGCCUACACACGCUGUUAAAGCCCGAGGGCACUGUUGCCAUCGUAAGUCCACCUCAUCGACCCUUUUCGCUGCUAAACACGCCAAACUUGCUCACAAGGUUGCCACAGAACUACGCGGGUGAUUUGACCCUCCCACCACCCAAAGUCAUCUACCGCACUAUCAAGCAAGUCUUCCCAACUUGUCGCAUCUUCCGCGAAAUGCCACCAGAUGCAGAGUCCCUCAAAACCAAGGGCAUGGAUUUCACCAACAUGGUCAUUUUUUGCAAGAAGUCAGACAGUAGCCCACUUACCUUCCGACGUCCCACAACCAAGGACUUCUUGCAGAGCCCAGCUAGACGGGAGUUUUUGGGUUUGCCCAACGAGAUUCCUGAAACAGCUAUGCUGAUAGGAGGCGAUGAGGGCAUCUUGAGAAAGAAUGAGACGGCAAAGUUGGCCAAGUGGCAUGAGACGAGUGCUUUGGGACACUGGUCGCUAAUGAGGACUUCUAUUCCGGCGCUGGUAUGGGAGAAGUGGUGA
Molecule: messenger RNA, 1830 nt
Organism: Metarhizium robertsii ARSEF 23
Lineage: Eukaryota; Fungi; Ascomycota; Sordariomycetes; Hypocreales; Clavicipitaceae
Product: spermine/spermidine synthase family protein
Exons: 2
Coding region: 1-1830 (609 amino acids)
Source: RefSeq, a predicted model, not a curated record